Molecule: messenger RNA, 449 nt
Organism: Mollisia scopiformis
Lineage: Eukaryota; Fungi; Ascomycota; Leotiomycetes; Helotiales; Mollisiaceae
Exons: 2
Coding region: 149-418 (89 amino acids)
Source: RefSeq, a predicted model, not a curated record
CACGUGCGGCCCGUCGGUGGGCACUUUAGCUCAAGUACAGGAGUCCAGUGUAGGAGUUAGUCUAUCCCAUGAAGGCGAUCAGUAGUGGAGGAGGAGAACGACGACGAGUACCCCCAAAUGCUAUGUGAUAUCAAGAGUGCUAUGGUCGAUGCGAGAUAGGAUGAAGUGCUUCAUGAUCUCUGAAGCUUCACAGGGCCCGCUGCUCUGGCACGCGGUGGCAUCCUUCCAGGCUGUGUGUCCUGGGGCGUCAGCACUUACGACGCAUCAACCGUCUUCUUUGGUACUGAUAGUGCUUAUGAGGAAACCACCAAAAUCCGGUCUCCGUUCUUUUUUGGUGAACUCGGGAUGUCUGAUACGAGCUGAAUCAUCAACCACCCGCUCAGCUCGGGCUACACUUGUUCUUCGUACCAAGAGAUGACCGGUUAUGACCGAAUAAGGCUGAGACCUAC